Molecule: messenger RNA, 2477 nt
Organism: Equus quagga
Lineage: Eukaryota; Metazoa; Chordata; Mammalia; Perissodactyla; Equidae
Product: xanthine dehydrogenase/oxidase-like
Exons: 13
Coding region: 21-1856 (611 amino acids)
Molecular function (GO): molybdopterin cofactor binding; iron ion binding; oxidoreductase activity
Source: RefSeq, a predicted model, not a curated record
GCUCAGCCUGACUGGUGACCAUGUUGUUCCAGGAGGUGCCCAAGGGUCAGUCUGAGGAGGACAUGGUGGGCCGGCCCCUGCCCCACCUGGGCGCAUCCAUGCAGGCCUGCGGGGAGGCCGUGUAUUGUGACGACAUCCCUCGCUAUCAGAAUGAGCUGUCCCUCCGGCUGGUCACCAGCACCCGGGCCCACGCCAAGAUCAAGACAAGGCUGCUGAUCAGACUCCUUGUGGAAUUGUCUUCCACAUUGGUUUGGUGUAUCACUAAGUCACUAGGCACUUGGCAAGUACACUCUCUCCUUAAGCAAACUCACCUCCUGUGCAACCAGGACUCACUUGGGAGUCAUAUUGCUUCCCCAGGUGAGUUUUACAUUGGUGGCCAAGAGCACUUCUACCUGGAGACUCACUGCACCAUCGCCGUCCCGAAAGGCGAGGCAGGGGAGAUGGAGCUCUUUGUGUCUACACAGAACACCAUGAAGACCCAAGCCUUUGCUGCAAAAGUGUUGGGGGUUCCAGCAAAUCGAAUUUUGGUCCGAGUGAAGCGACUUGGAGGAGGCUUUGGAGGGAAGGAGACCCGGAGCACCGUGGUGUCCACGGCAGUGGCCCUGGCUGCAUACAAGACCGGCUGCCCUGUGCGCUGCAUGCUGGAUCGUGAUGAGGACAUGCUGAUAACCGGCGGCAGACAUCCUUUCUUGGCCAGAUACAAGGUUGGCUUCAUGAAGACGGGGAGGAUUGUGGCUCUGGAGGUGGAUCACUACAGCAAUGCUGGGAACACCCUUGAUCUCUCUGAGGCUAUAAUGGAUCGAGCUCUAUUCCACAUGGACAACUGCUAUAAAAUCCCCAACAUCCGGGGCACCGGCCGGCUGUGCAAGACCAACUUGCCCUCCAACACGGCCUUCCGGGGCUUUGGGGGGCCUCAGGGGAUGCUCAUUGCUGAACAGUGGAUGAGUGAAGUUGCAGUGACCUGUGGGCUGCCUGCAGAGGAAGUGCGGAGGAAGAACAUGUACAAGGAAGGGGACCUGACACACUUCAACCAGAAGCUCGAGGGGUUCACCUUGACCAGGUGCUGGGAUGAAUGCCUGGCAAGCUCCCAGUAUCACGCCCGGAAGAGUGAGAUUGACAAGUUCAACAAGGAGAAUUGUUGGAAAAAGAGAGGAUUGUGCAUAGUUCCUACCAAGUUUGGAAUAAGCUUCACAGUUAGUUUUCUGAAUCAGGCAGGAGCCCUGAUUCAUGUGUACACAGAUGGCUCUGUGCUGCUGACCCAUGGGGGCACUGAGAUGGGCCAAGGCCUUCACACCAAGAUGGUCCAGGUGAGCAGCCUGGGGCUGUGGGAGUCCUCUCUGACUCCACGGUGUCUGUAUGAGGGAAGAUGCUGUGUGAAACUGAGCAGUGGGACAUACCAGAAGCCGAAGCAGGCCCAACAGUCUCUGUCUGCCCUGCAGGUGGAAGGGGCAUUUGUCCAGGGCCUUGGCCUCUUCACCCUGGAGGAGCUGCAGUAUUCCCCCGAGGGAAGCCUGUACACCCGCGGCCCCAGCACCUACAAGAUCCCUGCAUUUGGCAGCAUCCCCAUUGAGUUCAGAGUGUCCCUGCUCCGUGACUCCCCCAACAAGAAGGCCAUCUAUGCAUCCAAGGCUAUUGGGGAGCCACCCCUCUUCCUGGCCUCCUCCAUCUUCUUUGCCAUCAAGGAUGCCAUCCGUGCAGCUCGAGCUCAGCACUCUGAUAAUAAUAUCAAGGAGCUCUUCCGUCUAGACAGUCCUGCCACCCCGGAGAAGAUCCGCAACGCCUGUGUGGACAAGUUCACCACCCUGUGUGUCACUGGCGUACCAGAAAACUGUAAAGCCUGGUCUCUGAGGGUCUGAAGAAAAAGCCCACAGCAGAGUCUGCUUAUGCUACACUGGGGCUUCCAUGGAGCAUGGAGCAUAACGCUGCAGAAGAUGAAUCUAUAAAAGUCAUAGGAUGGCAGUGCUGUGAUUCAUCAGGAUGGUGUUUGGAAGAACACUGAAGGCAUCGGAAGAUUUUGAUCAAAAAUAUGAUUUGCAAAUAUAGUGAUAAGCCAAAUCAGAACUGUUAGCCCAAGUGGCUAAUAUGCAAUUAAGGUCAUUACGUGUCUGUUUUAAUCAUGUAUUUGAAGUAGGUUUAGGAAGUAUUUAUGCUAUAUCUUAAGUCACCGGGAAGCCUGUAUAACCUCAAGUUCUGACAGUGUCUGUGCUUCAAAGAGGAUUCCCACAAACCUUCAGAAGCUUAAACCAAAGUUACUCUAAAUCUGUGUGCUUUUCCUCAAAAGCUUUUCCUAUAAACCAAUGUACGCCAUAUGACAACCUCAGAUGCAUACUUACUUUGAAGUGGGGCAGUGGGGUGAGAUUCAAACCCCUACUCACCUUUGGGACAUAGGAAUAGAAUAUAGUAUGAAAUAAAUUCAAGGUUAAUUGGAUCCAGUCUUGUUAAGCUGAAUAAAGUAAGAUUAUUCUGUAACACCAAAA